Ambispora leptoticha is the source of this 380-nucleotide messenger RNA. NCBI's taxonomy places the organism in Eukaryota, Fungi, Glomeromycota, Glomeromycetes, Archaeosporales, Ambisporaceae. The record is from the annotation of a GenBank genome assembly.
AUCCAAAUAACAUUGAAUCACCUUUAACAAAUCCAACCCGAUCUAAACUUUUAUAUGUUCACAAAAAUAUAACUAACAAUUCAGAAAGCUCUGGUACUUCAGAUAACAACGUCCAAUCGUUAAAAUGCAAGAGAUCUAAUGAAUUGAAUGAAACUGCUAAAAUGGAUAACACUGAUAAAACGAGUAAUGUUGAUUACACUAAUAAUAAUAAUUCUGAAGACCAAUUAAAAACAAACCCGCAUGAUUCUGUUCAAGUCAAUCAAGAAUUUGAAGACAAAGUCAAAAAAUGUAAUACACAAAUCUGCAAUCAACACGCAACUCGAAUUACAUGCAGUACGAAAAAACCAAAUAAUUCAACUACAAAUUCUGAUAAAGAAUAA